Molecule: messenger RNA, 1881 nt
Organism: Aethina tumida (small hive beetle)
Lineage: Eukaryota; Metazoa; Arthropoda; Insecta; Coleoptera; Nitidulidae
Product: ribosome-binding protein 1
Exons: 5
Coding region: 91-1857 (588 amino acids)
Source: RefSeq, a predicted model, not a curated record
AUUGUACUUCAAAAUCAAACAACAUCUCGUCCAAAUUAUUAAAUUAUGUGGCUAAAUUAAAAAACGUACAAAUCAUGAUAUUUUUCCAGCAUGUCCAUGAACAUCAAUCUGUACGAGUUCCUUUUGUUUCCUCGCUUUCAAAACGGCAGCAUCAUUAAAAUAAUAUGCCAGGACAAGGAGGGAACGGAUUUCGAUACUGGAUCGGAUUCCGAAUUAAGUACGUGCAAAUGUUUACCUAGGGCCUUAGAAAAUGAGACUCCGCAACUUCUACUUACACAAAAAAUGCCUCUCUGCAAGUGUCCCAAACCGAACGAAGAAAAACGAAAAAUUGAAAAUGAAAAAUGGUUUACGUCGUCAACGAGUUACACCAAAACGGAAACAGACGAAUUACCGCUAGAGAAGCUAAGGGAACCACCGCUCAAAAUUGAAGGGGGAAGCCAGAAUAAAAACGGUCAAAGACGAAGUAUCGAGUCUCGCAAAAGCCAGGAUCAAAACGGCCAAAGAAAAAGUAUCGAGUCUCGCAAAAGUCAGGAGCAAAAUGCUCAAAGAAGAAGCAACGAAUCACGCAAAAGCCAAGAUCAAAACGCUCAAAAAAGAAGCAACGAAUCACGCAAAAGCCAAGAUCAAAACGCUCAAAGAAGAAGCAACGAAUCACGCAAAAGCCAAGAUCAAAACGGGCAAAGAAAAAGUAAUGAAUCACGCAAAAGUCAAGACCAAAACGGUCCAAGAAGAAGUUACGAGUCACGCAAGAGUCAAGACCAAAACGUGCCGCGAAGGAGCCUGGAAUUCGGUCAAAAUGGGCUAAAAAAAAGUCAGGAGAAAGACAUGGUCAAUGGUUUGAGGAAAUUUUCUCCUUUACCUCCUAUUAGUAGUAAAUCUUCAAUAACAACGACGGACAAACAGGAGGAGGAAACGGUUCCAGAUAAAGUUCAAAAAGGAACGUCGAUUUCUAGCACAAACAAAUCCGAAGUCGAGAUCCAAUCGACCCCGUAUCAGAUGUCAUCGUCGGAAGGCAAAAGUUCGAUGGAAAAACUGUUGGAACCGCUCAAAGAAACGCUAACACCCCAUCUAACUAUUGUAGUGAAGAAACCACGAAAUAGCCUGAAACCAGGCAACAGUGAGGAAAGUGGGAAUUCUAGAAACAAGUCUAUUCCUUCGAAAAAUGAUCAACUUUUGGACAAACAAGUUGCCACUGGGACUCCUUAUAGUUGCAAAAAUUGUAAUUGUGACAAGAAUUGGAAAAAUGACUCCCCUCUAGGCCAGUUUAAACCUAGCGAUGAUCCUGUUAAAAAAUCAACUGUGGACAAUGCAACAAAUAAUGUAGGUUCAAAAUCUCACAAUAACGAGGAAGGAAAAAGGCUAAGUCAGCAGAGUGGAAAACGGUUAGAUUACAAAAAUGGAGGAGAUUUGCUAAUAAACAAUGAACAUGAAACAAAAUCAUCGAUCACAUACGAAAAGAAACGUACGGAUAUAUGUUGUUGGUCUCUCUUAAACAGAUUAUUUUCUAAGAAAAACUCCAAAUCUGAGAAAGAGGCGUUGAAGUGUUCCAAUACGGGAUUAAGAAACAGAAAAUGUCCAAAUAAAUCGGAUAAUAAAUCUAAAAGUGGCAGUAUCAAAUGUGUCAAAACUGGUGUAAAAUGUACCAAUAAACAAUGUCCAUGUGUUGAACAUCAAAAUAAAGCAAAUAAAAAGCCUAAAUAUUCAUGCAAUUUUUGUAAAAGCACAGAAAAAAGUCAGCCAGAUUCAAUAAUAAUGUGUUAUAUGAAUAAAUUUUUGUGUCUGCUAAGGAAAUAUCUGGAUUUUUUAUUUAUAGGUUUUCACUUAUUUAUAAUGUAUGUAAAUGUUUUAUGGCCCUAAAUAUAGAAUAAUAAUGGAAACAUA